Molecule: messenger RNA, 545 nt
Organism: Rubroshorea leprosula
Lineage: Eukaryota; Viridiplantae; Streptophyta; Magnoliopsida; Malvales; Dipterocarpaceae
Source: the annotation of a GenBank genome assembly
GGGUCUUUCUUCCUCUUCUUCCUCAGGUCAUCGAACGAAACCUAGCCAUUGGGUUCGGUGGAACCCAACCUAGAAAAUAUGUGUUCACCACUUUUACAAGACGAGGGUCAUUUGAGAAGGUCAAGUUCUGCAAAGGCUAAUCAAGCAAAAGGACCGAGGGUGACGCAUACCAGCGGUUCAAUAGACGUUAAUGUUUAUAAAAAGAAAAUGCAACAAGCAAACCUCGAGGGUCGUCUACCGACAUUUCCUGAGGUCUACACCAGUAGAAGGCAGCACAAAGGAAAAGGAAAAGACCAACUGCCUAUAUAUUGUAAUGAUGAGGCUCAAGAAAUUGGAGAAAAAUUAACAGCUGAAUAUGCUGCUAGGCAAGAGGAAGAAAGAUUUGACCCUACAAUAGCUCAUGGUGAGUUUUUACUUAGGGCAACUAGUGGGGUGAAGAAAGGAUGGCUGAAAGGUUUGGAUAUUCACACACAUCCAUAGGAUAUAGGUGUGAGCACAUCUACGCGGGAACCAUUGAAGGUAGAUAAUAAUAGCCUUCGACAAUC